AUGCCCGUGUACGACCCCGAUGCGGUCGCCUAUCUUUUCCCGGUGGAAGGUCAAGGUAGAAGUGGCGCAAAAGUUGCCAUUCACUCAGAGCACAAUGCCGACCUUAUGGUCUCUGCCCGAUCUCGAGAUGGCUCUCCUCCUCCUCCUUCUCCUCAACCGGUCCAAAUCAACGAUCGAUUCGUCAGAGAGGCGACAGAGCAGCCAGACGAGAGCGAUGAAAUACCAGAUGAGCCGUACCUCAAGAUCCCAUUCAGCAAACCCCCCAAGACGACAUCGGGUUAUGUGGCUGGAUGCUCUCUGAACUCGGAUUUGGUUUUGCCCAAGUACAAAGGGGUCAGUUGGUAUCAUUUCGCCCUGACGUUCGAUAACGAGAAUUGCCUAGUCGUGCGAGAUUUGAAUUCCACAGUUGGGACGCGAGUUAUCUACGACACGGAGGCUGGAGAGCGAGGACACGGCAUCGCCUGGAGCACUUGCGGGCCGGCCUUGGCGAAAGGCAAAGCGCCAAUCAUCAAGGUCGUAGGCGACCUCCAAUUCAAACUCGUCGUCCCGAAUCACGACAGAACCUCCAAGGCCUAUCUCGACAACGUCGCCCGGUUCCGCAAGGGAAGCACAACUGCUGAUGAUCUCUUUCACGACCUCAAGCUUCUCACCCGCACGCAGACGGAGCUUCCCACUCCCACAGGGGAGACCGAUACACCAGGAGUGAAGGCCCCUGGCCCAAUGUUCUGGAAACAGGCGCUGGGGAAAGGUGUGUUUGCCGUGGUGCAUUACGCCUGGGACGUGACGACGAGACGAGAGUACGCGCUGAAAGAACCUCGCAAGGACAGAGGCUUCGACAAGGACGCGUGGGCAAAGGAGGCCGAAAUGAUGAAGGACAUCUCUCAUGACCACAUCGUGAAACUGAAACACGCAGUUUUCGAUGACAACGAACCGCACCUAUACUUCGAAUUUAUCCCCAAAGGCUCUCUGGAUCGCUAUCUAUCAGUCAUGACGACCUUUCACAGCGAGAAUAUCGCCAUUCAGCUGCUUUCCGGCCUCGAAUAUCUCCACACACAAGAAAUACCUAUUGUGCAUCGAGACAUCAAGCCGGAGAACGUCCUAGUUCAAACAUGGAGCUCUCAUGACGUCUGUGUCAAGUUUGCCGACUUCGGCUUAUCGAAACAGGCAAGCAUCUUGAAGACAUAUUGCGGCAAUCUUGCCUACGGAGCUCCGGAGGUGUACUGUCUGCCGAAGGACCCGACAUACGGUCCACUGGUCGAUAUCUGGUCUCUCGGGGCUUUGAUAGCCAGGCUGGAAUGUGGCGAGUUGCCUCUGUACCCAGACCAUUAUAGGACCUCUGGGACACUUUGGGCCGAGGUAUUGGUCGAGUUUGUUCGGGCACACCUCAAGCAUCAUGGCACCAGAAGACUACUCGCCUUUGUCCUGGAAUGCAUGUUGGUGGUCAAGCCAAGUGGCCGCCGGACGGCGCCAGCAUGCCACACCAAGGCACUGGAGUUGUUUGGGAAAGAGACGCGCCAGUGCGACGUGGCAAUUUCGUCCGUGGAAUCCUUCCAGACGACCACUGAUCACUAUGCUCCACCCUUGCGCGAAGAUGACGAAGAGGCUGAAGACGAGAACAACCCAUCCACGCCCAAGGCUUUGCCAGCGGACAGGACUCCCAUACAACAAGAGUAUGGAACAAGCCUCAUUGCCUCCUUGGGCUACGAUGACACUGGCGCCAUUGAUCGCCGGCUCGGGCUGGUGCCGUCGGACAUGUCGGAAUUUGAACGAUCACUUGGGGUGUCGGUGGAGACGGCUCGCGCUGCUGCCGCCGCCGCAUCCAUGGUCGAUGGGGAUCUGUGGUCCGCGCCAGUGGAGAGAGGAAAAGAAGGAGGGGAGGAAGGGGAGGAAGAACAGAAGAUAAGCUUCACGGAGUCAUACAUUGUCAGCGCCAUAUUGAACGACCUCGCCAAUAAUGUGGCUGGAAACACGGCUGUCGAUGGUGGGACAAAGGACAAGAGAACCGUUGUCGAAGAGGUUUUGUCCAGGAAACGGCCGAAGGUAUUGGAGGAUGAUAAAAACUGGGGCCUGGAGUAG
Messenger RNA from Anthostomella pinea, 2076 nucleotides. The record is from the annotation of a GenBank genome assembly. NCBI's taxonomy places the organism in Eukaryota, Fungi, Ascomycota, Sordariomycetes, Xylariales, Xylariaceae.